Molecule: messenger RNA, 4293 nt
Organism: Dermacentor silvarum
Lineage: Eukaryota; Metazoa; Arthropoda; Arachnida; Ixodida; Ixodidae
Gene: fzr
Product: fizzy-related protein homolog
Exons: 8
Coding region: 511-1911 (466 amino acids)
Biological process (GO): positive regulation of anaphase-promoting complex-dependent catabolic process; anaphase-promoting complex-dependent catabolic process; positive regulation of ubiquitin protein ligase activity
Cellular component (GO): anaphase-promoting complex
Molecular function (GO): protein binding; ubiquitin ligase activator activity; anaphase-promoting complex binding
Source: RefSeq, a predicted model, not a curated record
CCUGGCCGAAAUCGAAAGCGCUUUUUGGGCGACCGAGGCAACCGCCAUGUUUGCCGUUCCGUGCGUGGAACUUUGUCUGUGGUGCGAAUAACUUAAGAGGAAGCGCGCUGCGCUUCUUGUAAGCUAUUCCUCCUGGACAAAUCACUCAGCGUCGCCAGAGCAUCCCAGCCAAGGCCAGCUUGCAUCACAGCGUCCGUCGGUUUGAAGCCAGAGACCUCGCUCCGGCGUGCAGCGCGUCUCUUGUUUUUGCUUACAUUUACUAGUUCUUCGAAGCAUCAUCGACGAAGUUUUGAGGAAGACUGGACUGGAAACUACGUUUCCCCCACUGCCAGUGGUUUUGCAUAAUCCGUGCUGGAAGUGACGUGUGUCGAUCGUGUGCUCGUAAGCAAGCUUGCUGUGGGCAACACUACUGUGCGAACGGCAACGGCUCGCUGUUCGCGAAGUCGCCUGCUCGAGUGUGUCGCGGUGGUUAUGAACGCCUCAAAGGCCGCGACCGCGAGCGCUUGAGCGAUGGAUCCCGAGUACGAACGACGGCUUCUGGGUCAGCGCAGCAACAGUUACGCGUCGCCUGCGAGUCCACUGGGUGACCGCUUUAUUCCAAGCCGGGCGGGAGCGAACUGGCAGUUGGGGCUUGCAAGGAUUCCCGACAGCGCCCAGCGAAGUGUCCUACCAAAGGCCAAGGACACCAGUGAUGGCUCCAAGGACAGCCUGGCCUAUGCCUGCCUGAUCAAAAAUGAGCUACUGGGAGCCGGUAUAGAAGAUGCUAAGGAACCGACGGAGGAGCGCCGUGUGUCGCAGGGGCAGUCGCCCUCGUCGGGCAAUCUCUUUCGCUACGGGGCAGGACGACCGUCCGAGCCCUGGUCACCCUACAGCCUCUCCCCAGUCAGUGCCAAGAGCCACAAGCUGCUCAGCUCUCCUCGCAAGCAGGCACGCAAGAUCUCCAAGAUCCCGUUCAAGGUACUGGAUGCGCCCGAGCUCCAGGAUGACUUCUAUCUGAACCUGGUGGACUGGUCAUCAACCAACGUGCUCAGCGUGGGGCUGGGUGCAUGUGUCUACCUCUGGAGUGCUUGCACAUCACAGGUGACACGCCUGUGUGACCUGUCUGGCGAAGGCGAUUCUGUGACCUCGGUCGCAUGGGCUGAGCGCGGCCAUUUGGUGGCUGUUGGCACCCACAAGGGCCUCGUCCAGGUCUGGGAUGUGGCUGCCUCAAAGCAGACAGCACUGCUUCAGGGCCACUCUGCACGUGUGGGUGCACUGGCAUGGAACGGAGAUGUGCUGUCAUCGGGCUCGCGAGACCGCUUGAUUCUUCAGCGGGACGCCCGGACACCUUCAGGAGGUGCACCUGAGCGGCGACUGCAGGGCCACAGGCAGGAAGUAUGCGGCCUCAAGUGGUCGCCCGACAAUCAGCACCUGGCAUCGGGUGGCAACGACAACAAGCUGCUGGUGUGGAACCUGAGCAGCAGCACCCCCGUACAGAGCUACACGGAGCACGUGGCGGCCGUCAAGGCGAUCGCCUGGUCCCCGCACCAGCACGGCCUGCUUGCCAGCGGUGGGGGUACCGCUGACCGCUGCAUCCGUUUCUGGAACACCCUCACAGGACAGCCAAUGCAGUGUGUGGACACUGGUUCACAGGUGUGCAACUUGGCAUGGUCCAAACAUGCAUCAGAGCUCGUCAGCACGCACGGCUAUUCCCAGAACCAGAUCCUCGUCUGGAAGUACCCGUCGCUGGCCCAAGUUGCCAAGCUGACCGGUCACUCCUACCGAGUGCUCUACCUUGCCGUCUCCCCCGAUGGCGAGAGCGUUGUCACUGGUGCAGGCGAUGAGACGCUACGGUUCUGGAAUGUGUUCAGCAAAGCUCGGUCACAGCGUGAAGCACGGUCAGCACUUAGUCUCUUUGCAAGCAUACGCUGAGAGGUCUGAUACGUGGAGUGUGAAUGUAAAACGAUUGUGCAUGAAUGCCUAAGGAAGGCGGGGAGAUCCGUGUACAAAGUCUGCAGGCCCUUAUGGUGGGGACCGCUGCAGACUGAUAACCGGUCCUCGAAUUCAGCGAACACUGCUGCGAAGCUCGGCUUCGUGAAAGGGUUGUUCAUGGUCCUUGCGAACAGCCCUGUGUAAACUUAUUGAAGGAUGUGGCUUAUCUGCGCAGGGAACGCAAAUGUCACGCCAAGUCUGCCGUCAAAUGUGCUGCGAGCUGUCAUAAUUUGUUUGGAAAACUGAUUUUAUUUAUUUUUCAUUUUUAUUGACUGCUAAAAAAUUGUGCUUGCUGUACAUACCGCCUACUGCUAACCAGUAAGUUCAACUAUGCAGGUGUUGCGCUGGAUUACCGCACUGUGACUGGUCUAGCUUUCUAUUUAUCCUGGUGCACACACAUCCCUCUCUGACUGCAUUGAUUUCACUGCUCACACAAUGGGAACUGUUUUAAGUUAAGAGUGCUUGUUUACCUCUAGUUACCUUGUAACAUUUUAGUUAUUAUGCCCCAUAGCAUUUUAUUGAAGCUUCAGAAACUGCUUCAGUAAGUGAGCUGACCACCGAGUUGGUUAGUGCCAGCUGUACACUAUGAAGGCAGUGCUUCAUGUUUCAAAUGUCAUGCAAAUUGUUUGGUGUAUGGCCUGCAUAUAUGCAUUCCUUGAAGCAUGUAUGCACACUAGGCAGCCUAAUAGUUGCCAUUAGUAACCUGCAUGGCAGACAGAUGUGCAUUGUCAUCUGUGGCAACUACCGUAGCAUGGUCCAUGCUUCAGGCAGAGCUGUAAUUAGGCUGCAUUUAAAGAUAGUUCUUUUUUUCUGCAUUGGCCUACAGGGCUUAUAAGCUUGAGUAAAUUCAAUUCAAUUGAGUUUAAUUUAAAUUGUCAUAUACAGUAUACUUUUCCAUACACCUUCAGAAUGCUUGCAUUUCAGUCUGCAGCCAGUUACACCCAAUUCUUGCACUGCAUUUGACAACCUGGUUUCUGUCUACGCAAACCUUUUAUUUUGUUUUUACCUGCCCUAAGCAGGGCAGAAGAGAGCAUCGCAUGUUUUAUUCAUGCCAAAUAAGAACUGUUUGCCUUGUGUUGUUGUUUUGGUUUGUCUGCUUGAAGGACAGUUGCGAGCCAUGAAAAUGAGCAUUCUCACAGUAGAACUGUGUUAUGGAUGCGAUGCCUUUUUGUCGGCAUGUCGGGCCUUGCCCUUUCCAGUACAGCUAGAAUCUGUUGUGCCCUAUUGGGAAAAGUGGCUGCUUUGACGCAUAAUGCGGAUACCUAUUAAUCAAGGACUGGGCUACAGAUGUGCAUUCCAAAUUUCAGAAUUAUCUAUCAGCGUUUGAAUAUUAGCAAGGUGGUUAACUCAGAUGUUAUGACCCUGUGUGUGAUGCACAACCAAUGUGCAAGUAGUCAAAUUGCUGUACUGGGGGAAGUCAAUAUUUUCAGCUUUUUUUUUUUUUUUUUUCUUUUCAAGAUGCUGGUACCACUGAUAAAUUUACCACCACUGGCUGUAUCAAAAUACUUAGUUCAUUCAUAACUUAUACUUUAUGUUGUCAAGCAAGUGAUGGCGUGAAUGCAGUGUAGAGCAUCAAAGUGUAGAAAGACAGGUGUGUGGUUACAGAAAGAGGUACAAACAAGGACCUGUUUUUAGUACCACACUUCACGGCUUUGCGCUGCAUUCACACCAUCAACUUUGACCAACUCGGCCAAAUCACUAUCCUAAUGUCAAGCAAGAAAAUAUUGGCAGUGGUGUUCUGCCGCAGUGUUACGGGCGUAAAUUUUUUUAGAUGAACUGGCAGGUGUGCUUACUAAAUUGAUGUCUACGAUUAAAAGCAAAUAUGGCCUAUUGACGCAGAUGUGUGCCCAUCUUUUGCCUUUUUCAGCCAAUGGUUUUGCUAGCUCAGCAUGGAUAUUCUUUGUUGUUCUCAUACUGUAUGUAUGAUGAAGAUAUGCUCAUUGCGUUUAACAGUGAGCCUAAGUUAUUUAAUUGUCACGAAGGAAAUGCAAACAUGAGCAUUGACAAAAGCAGAGGAGGCAAGCAGGCCUUCAAAUUGAAUGAAAGUACAACCCAGUGUGAUUACUUUGUAUGUAACACAUGCAAUUGACUGCUGUAAAUGUUGAGUCAUGAUAGGAGCUUAACGGUAUUGCAUUGUGGAAAUGACCGAUGCAGCCAUGAUAAGGGAUAUGACUUUUUUGCUUUUUGGUGUCUGGCACUCAACGCUGAUAGUGUUAGUGAAGUGGCAUCGUGUUUCAUUUGUUUUGCACAAAGGGCUUUUGGAAGAACUGCUUGCACUGGUGAGGAAAUGAUGCCUAAUAAAAUAACACUGAACCUUUGCAA